Messenger RNA from Podarcis lilfordi (Lilford's wall lizard), 8633 nucleotides. The record is from the annotation of a GenBank genome assembly. NCBI's taxonomy places the organism in Eukaryota, Metazoa, Chordata, Lepidosauria, Squamata, Lacertidae.
CCUGGGUGAAACUGGCACAAGCUCUGCCAGCUCUCUGGUAAUAAUUAAACUGUCAGCCCAGAUUUCCCGUCAAGGUAGGCUGGCAGAGUCCCAGGUGGCACAUAUUAUGCAAAUUUCCUGGGGCGGGAGCUGAGUACCUGUUCUAGGAAUUCCCCUAGAGGUGGAGAUCAGGUUACUGAAGAACGCCCUAUAAAAGGGACAGCUAUGGGGAGGGGCUGAGCCAUACAGGGAGUGGAGUCACAAAUACCUGGGCACAGGUGAGCGGGAGCUGAAGCGUCCAGGACUCUGCCUUAGGAGCUUACUACUGUGUGGAUUGAUUAACUGCUGUCAGAGUUACCUGCCUGGUAGGUAAAAUGGUGGGGGCGUGAAAGGGGGAGAGGAUGGAUGUGGAGUUGCUGCGCCUGAUCUGUGUUGAGCUCAGUUCUCCUUAAGGAUGCUGCUGUGGUGCACUUUCUUAGCUGAUCAAGUUGCUGCCAAAAAAACAAGCAGCCCCUACCGCCAAGUUACUGAUGGAGACUAAAAAAUAGGAUGCCAGUCACCUUCACUCUCUGCUUAUGAGCUUCCAAACGCACCUGACCGACCAUCACUGGAAACAGAAUGUGGACCAGAUGGAUUUCUUGGUCAGGACCAGCCAAGGAAUUAUUAUGCUUUUUGAAGCCUUGGAAAAGCGAAAAACGUUUGCCUCCAGUGCCCGUCCUUUGGGCAGUUUGUAGUUAUCUGGCAAAAGAAAAGGAAAAACAUGCUGAGUCUGGGCUGACUUGCUCUCACCGGUUUUCUACUGUAAUUUACUAGUUGCAUACCUCCAACUUUGCUGUGCGGCUCGCAGAUCUGAUGGGAUCCCUAUCCUGCUCAGAGGACUUACAAUCUAUGGCCAUGAUGAGGAGGGGAGGGAGAGACAUUAGGGAUUGGCAGGGAUGAGUGAUAAAUGGAUGAGCGUGUAAGGUGAGGCUCUCAUGAUUCAGAACAGGCUGUUUCCACAGAGCCAACAGAGCUUUCUCUCCAAUAGCCUGGAGCAUCGAGUGGGGGCUGGUGAAGGGCAGAGGGGCUUCUUGGACACACAAUGCAAUAGCAGGAGCUGGAAGCUUCAGAAGUAGCCUGAGAGUCAACAUUGACUUUAUGGCUCCAGCCUGAGCCUGGAAAGAGAAGGCAAAAAGCAAAUUUUUAAAAAUGGGCUUCUUGGAGGUGUUAGUGAGUCCCAGAGCUGAUUAAAGGUUGAUGGGCAGGGGACCUUUGUGAAAGUAAUAAGCAUGAAAUCUCUGUUUCUUGUCUCUUUGUCCGUUGCUGUAUCGGCCAAGUUUGGGGGAGAUGUAAUUUCCCUGCCAAAGCAAAGUUGUUGGGACUGUUCCUUUUUAUUUCAAGCCAAAAUCUUAACAGUGGGCAGUGGGAAAAUUAUAUUUAAAAGUAAAUAAAUAAAAUGAACGAUAAAAUGAACUAGAAGCGUACCUUGAUUUGUUGUGGGAAUUCUUCCGCUGCGGUCCAUGGACCUACACAAUAAAUGCUAUUCUAUUGUGGGAAUUCCUUGGUUAGAAAUCAGUGGCUUUGUACUUUGGGAUCCUGGCUCAGAUAUUUAUGAAUCUUGGACAGAUCCCAAUCACAAGGGGCUUGAAGGACAGGUUGAGAAUAUGAAGGAGCAGCAGUAUGCUGGGAACUAGGUGUACUGGAGGGGUGGAGGGAAAGGCCGUGUUUGAUCAAAGCAAGCUCAUGGGGGAAUGGGGCUGGUGGAGCCGGCUGGAUCCAUUCCCAAGUCUAACAACUCCAAUCUUCUGGCAGAAAAUCCCAUGGCAGGAUCCUGUGAAAUCAGCAAUCUCAUCUCAAACUACUUCAGCGCCAUGUACCAGCCAGAAGAAGCACCACCCGACCCAGACCUACUGACCCACCUUGGAGAUGAUGAUAACCUUUCUCUCACUUUGUCUAACACCCAGAUGGCCACAGAGACAACAGGUAGGUGUCCACAGCUUAUUGCUGCAAGAUGUGGGUACAAAAUAUAUAUAGGGAACAAUGGAGACAUCAGGAAUAACUUUCUGACAGUAAGAGCUUCUUUGACAGUGGAGCAAUCUCCCACAAGAGGUGGUGGACUCUCCUUCCUUGGAGGUUUUUAAGCAGAUGUUGGAUGACCACCUGUCAUGUGUGCUGUAGUUGAGAUCCCAGCAUUGCAAGGGGUUGGACUAGAUGACCAUUGGAGUCCUUUCCAGUUCUACAGUUCUGUGAUCUCUGAGGGCUCUGCUUCCUACAGCAGCAGGACAAGUAUUGUCUAUCAGCAAGCCUACUGGAGUAGAGGUUGGAGACUCCUUCCAGUGUGAUCUCACCCCCACUUACAUAGGUUGAACCCCUGAUAUCUAUGGGGCGAUGGGGGGUGCCCCCAUAAGAUGUCUCCAGUAUUAGUUAAACUUAAAGUAGACUCGUUGAAAUUAACAGGUAUGACUAACCUAGGUCCAUUCAUUUCAGUGGGUUUACUCCCAUAAAACAUAGUUGGACAAAACCCCAACUCCCAUCAACCCUGGCCAUUGGCCAUGCUGGCUGGGGCUGAUGGGAAUUGUAGUCCAACAACACUUGGAGGACAUCAUGUUGUCUACCCCUGCCCUUCACCAAUGCUGGGUGGAUGCACAUGGCAGUGGGGGCUCUGUGGCCCUCCUGCUGUUGCUGGACUCCCAUCAUCCCUGGCCAUUGGGCAUACUGGCUGAAACUGAUAAGAGCUGGAGUCCCAACAGCAUCUGGGGGGGGGGGUAUCAGGGUCCUUACCUCUGAUUUACAUGAAGUGCUUUGAGCAAUUGAACUGUGCCAUAUAACACUGCCACUCACCUUAUUUAAAGAUUAGACCCUGCAGAAGAUAAGAGGCUGAGUUAAAUCCUUGUAGAGAAGUAGAGCUGAGUAGUUUUAUACAAGGUGCACUACGUGAAACUCGGGGGACUGUGAAAAGCUACAAAGGGUGGCCAUUUUGCAAGGGAAUGGCCGCUGGGGCAUAAAAUAGCUCUGCAUGCAUUGCUGUUCUUGGCAACAUACAGUACGAUAUUCUAAUGAAGUUGUGGCUGCUUGAGCUGGGAGCGGAGAACUGGUGUCCUAAAUGACCUCACCCCAGUGGGGAGGGGCCUGCCCAGAGAUAAGGGAACAGGUGACAGGUGUGCAUGUUAACCCAACCACAGUGACUAAGCGAGAUAAACGCUGUGCGUAAGUGAACUGGCCACACCCUGUGCUGCUCAGCCAGCAAGAGUGUUCCAGAGGCUGACUUGGCCGAGCAGAAUCCCAUGUGGCGCCUGCCCCACUGAGCCCCUUCUCUCCUUCCCUCCCCCCCUCUCUGCAGGCAAGCCCACAUGGUAUGGCGAGAUGCCACACUGCUGGAGCAGGGCUCAAGUGCUGGAGUGGAUCAGCUACCAUGUGGAGAAAAACAAGUACGAUGCCAGUGCCAUUGACUUCUCCUGCUGCAAUAUGGAUGGCUACACACUUUGCCAAUACACGCGGGACCAGCUGGGACUCAUCUUCGGGCCCCUUGGCGAUGAGCUCUACGACCGCCUGCACGAAAUCAGUAAGCGCAGGGUGCCCUUCCUUUGAUGCAGAAGGACUUGAGGGAAUUGCAUUUGGGCCCCAAGGCUAGAACCAUAUCAGCUCACAGUGGUUGGCUCAAGCGGAGAGGCUUUCAGAAAAACAGGCGCUGGUGCAAAGUCAUGACGCACAGCAAAAGGGUUGCAGUCUUGUGUUACUGGCCCCACUCUUGGGCCUUUUCACACCAGCCACACCAUGUUUACAAAUGACAAGCUUUUGCAAUGGCUUUAUCCUCAUGCCAGCAAAAUCUCUGCUUGCUAAGUUACUGUGUGUCCAGCUGUUUCUCAAACCGAAAAAGCAGGACCUGUGAAAAAGAGUGGCAGCUCUAUCUAGGCAGCAUCCCAUGACCCAAUGGUCCCUCUUGACCAGGAGGGGCACUCCCAUAUUUCUGGUCCCAGUCGUCUGUAAAUCAGUGCCACCAUUUAGCCCCCAAUACCAAGGGCUGAGAAUCUUUUAGCUUGUUCCUGAAUCAAGGAAGAAAGCAGGGGCAGUACAGAGUAGCGCUUGGUCUUGUUAUUCACAAAGAAUGUACUUUUCUCCCUCACUUGUAGCAUCUGUCCCGGAUGAACUUGGCUGGAUCAUGUCUGUGCUAAGGAGCGAAGAUGUCUCUCAAGAGGCCCUUCUGGACUCUAGCCCAUUAGGUGAGGGAAAAAAUGUAUUUCCUUGCUCUGCUUUGUGGUUAAUUGCCUAUGGUCUCUCUCCCUGUGUGUGUGUACACAUUUAACCCUCAACUUCUCCCUUUAUUUGUUCCUAGAACUGGGAAAUUCCUACAAUCAGGAUUACCUGGAAGAGAUGAAGUUAGCAAACAUCUUCUCCCAGUCCGACCUUGGCUACAUCUCUGGGGCCAUGUCACCAGACAGCUCAGCUUCUCUAGCAGGUAUGGAUCCUCCCUCCCCCAAUUCUGUCUUGGCACCUGUAACAAACUACAGCUCCCAUAAUUCUUUGUGGGAAGCCAGGGCUGCUUAAAGUGGUAUUAUAGUACUUUAAAUGGAAUGGCAUGAAAGUGGCCUAAUAUUUUCUCAGAUUCCAAUGGGUGCUCAUAGAGGGUACUUGCUGAAUCCCACAAUUACAGUUAGAACAUUGGUGACUUCAGGGCUCUUAGAAGAAGCUGACCUUCCAUUCUUCUCCUUUCUCAGGGACGAUGUCUCAGAGCCCUCAGUCUCAGGACUCCGGUGGAAGUGACCUAGAUCUCGACCCCAUAGACAUGAAGCACUGCCACUUUUCUGAUGGUAAGAUAUAGAGGGGAUUAUCAAUGGAUAAUUGAUCUGGAUUUUAGGAAAAUACAAGUUUGUUUGUGUUUGUGCACACAUUUGCCUUAGUAUCUGCACCAACACAGCAGCUUGCAUUGUCAAAGGCAAACUAGUUAGAUGGAAGACAAAGAUUACUGACUCACCAUAAACAACAGUGGAGAGAUGUAGGGCACAGUUCGUGUUGAAAGGGGAAAUGAGAGUGUGUAGCAUACUGAGCUUGGCAAGGAUAGUAUUGGGUUUUUUUAAAAAAAAUCCUGACUCUGCAAAAGAAGGGACAAAUUUGGAGAUUAAUCAGAGUAGUUCUGACACAGCUUAACUGCAAAAAAAAUGUAUUUAUCUGAAGCAUUUAUACAUUGCCGUUCAGCCAAAAAGGCCCCCAAAGUGGCUUUUUAAUGCUAAAGCCGGGUAAACUGAAAUCAAUCACUACAACAGAACUGGGAUAUAAACACUUCUGUAGGCAGAAAUGGUUAGAGCCCAGUUUUGAACUGCAGGUUUGUAUCAUCCAGAGAGAGAGCUGAUUUUAUCCAUUGUUAGAAAUUCUGGCUCUCAAGUGCUACACCCCCUUUUAAGGUGGGUGCUGAAAGAUGCCAUUUUAAGGAUUGUGGUCUUUCAAUCUAGAAGAAGCUUAGUGGUAGAACAACUGCUUUGAAGGAAGAAGGUUCCAGGUCCGUCCCUGGCUAUCUAGGUAGAGCUUGGAAAAAUGUCCUGUCUGAAUAUCUGGAGAGCUGGUGCCAGGCAGUGUAGAUACUGAGCCAGAUGGACUAAGGCACUGACUCAAUAUAAGGCAGUUUCCUGUGUUCCUGUUUAAUCUCACUUCAGGCCGUCUGGGAGAUAAGGCUAAGCAUGUCCUCCUCCUCCCCUUUUCUACAGGUGACUACGCAGAAUAUAAGAAAGAAGAUCUCAAGAAGCGGAAAAGGGGACGGCCCAGGAAGGUCAGCAAGGACAGCAGAGACUGCCUGGAGACCAAGAAAAGCAAACACUGUAAGUGAAUCUCUCACACUUGGGCAGGGACAGUUCAGGGAUAUUUUGCUAUUGCAUGCAAUCCAAGUGUUUUGCCCCCAACACCUUCUGCACCACCACACAGAUUAAGGGCACUGAAGGAGCAUACAAAUGUCUUGCUGUGCUGUGUAACCACUUGACAAGACAGCUCCAUGGCAAGGAUUCUCGCACCUAAUCCAUUAGAACAGUCAGAGAGGCUGCUUGCAAACCAAUGGCCUUUAUUCCUCCUGAGUAGGGACAGGGGUCAUACAGCUUAUCAACUUCAUGCAUACUGAAAUGUCCCCCUUCAUAACAGUUCCUCAGAUGCAGGGCUGAGCGACUCCAGCUCUGCUAUUGGCCAAAUAUUCUGCCUCCUUGGGAGGUGUGCAGCCUUCUCAAAGGGACAGCCAAGUUUCUGGUGCCAUGACGUUGCCACGUAAACUGAUUUAUGCCCUGGUUUGGCACUCAGUUGGCCUCAAAGGCUAGGGACUGUUCUGUUCCUCCAGAUAGUUUGAAUAAUAUGACCUCCCUGCUCUCUUUUUUCAUGACCAGCUCCAAGAGGGAUCCACCUAUGGGAAUUCAUCCGGGACAUCCUAAUUCACCCAGAGAUGAAUGAGGGGUUGUUGAAGUGGGAAGACCGACGAGAAGGCAUCUUCAAGUUCCUGCGCUCUGAGGCGGUGGCUCAGCUCUGGGGGCAAAAGAAAAAGAACAGCAGCAUGACCUAUGAGAAGCUGAGCAGAGCCAUGAGGUAUGUACUUGUGCAUUUCAGUCUGGAGUGGAGAGCCUGAAGCUUUUCUGAUAUGGUUGCCAGCUCUCAACAGCCCCAGCCAGCAAGGCCAAUAGACAAGGGCUGAUGGGAGAUGGGCCUAUCCUUGAUUUGUGGGUAUUUUAAAACCACCCUUCAAUCAACCUCCUCCUCCUCAUCCCAUGGCAGUUUUUCAUGGAAAUACAAAAACAAUUAAAAUCAAAUUAAAACAGAUAGCGGGGCUGAAACGAUGUCUAAAGAGGUCUGGAGGAAUACUAUGAUCUCUGGCUGACAUUGAAAGGACAGCAAAGAAGGUAGCACUAUAGUCUCCAGAAGCAUUUCUGGUGUUGAGGAAAAUCAGAGCUAGAGAGAUCAAGGGGAGCAAAUGGACACAGGGGUCGCAAGGGGUGGAAACAUGAGCAAAUGCAGUUGCUGGAGGCCGGCCUUGGCCAGCCUGAUGACCUCCAGAUGUUUUGGACUACAACUCUCAUCAAUUCCAUCACUGGCUGCAGAAAGGUUCCUUGGUAGCAGGAAACAAGUUUAACCCCAAACUGCUUCACGCAAAGUGGGCUCUGAGGAUGGGUUUGAAGAAGAGAGAAGUGGGACCAUGAAGAAGAUUUGGGAGGGAGCCCCAGGCACUACGGGGCAGGGAGCACAAGAGAGCACAAAAAGAGUGUUUUGAUUUGGAUGACAGAAACCUUGCGUCUAACUCCUCACUCUGCUCCAAAGCUUUGUUGGCCAGCUAUGAAUAAGUCACAACCUCCUAUGUCACUGGGCUGUGAUGGGAGUCAGCUUGGAGCUCUGUGUUCAAGGCAAUCUCAUAUUUGAUUGUGUACUAUGUUAUUCCACCCUUCUUGUAGCAACUACUGUACCAUAAUGCAUUCCUAGUCCUCUUUGUUUCUCCUAGGACUGCUUUUUUAUUUUUACUUUUUUUAAAAAUGUAGCCCUAACACUGUCCUUCCUUCCUUCCUUCAGGUAUUACUACAAGCGGGAGAUCCUCGAACGAGUGGAUGGCCGGCGACUGGUGUACAAAUUUGGGAAGAACUCCAGUGGGUGGAAGGAGGAAGAGGUUCAAGACAGGAGCUAAGAGCUGCAAGAGCCACACACGGACUUGGACAUGGCCCAUCCUUGCUCAGAGGAGCAUCUCUGAGCACAGUAUGCACUGACGUGGGCUCUGAGCCCCUUAAACUGCUAUCUCCAGCAGUGUGUGUUAGACUCCAGCCCUUCUAUGGGGCAAAGUGUGUGUUCUGGCUCCUAGCUGGGAGCUCAGGUAAUUACAGCUGAUAUUUUGGCUCAAGUAGGUUAUUGUGAACCAUUAUUACUUUGUUGCAAUUGGACUCUGGCUGACAUCUUGGCUCUGGGUAGGAUUACAACGCCUUUGGCUGUCUGCUGCACCGCACAGGGCUCAUCAAGGCAGAAGGAACUGGGUGUUCUCAGCAAUUUGCUUUGUCCCAGGAGGCCAUUCACAGGACAUUCAACGGUCUGCUGAUUCACAGAGAAUGCCAUGGCCAACUGUGCAUAGGGAAGGAAGAUUUGCCACCGUGCCUUCAGAAUAUGGGAAUGCUGAUACCCAGUUUGGAGUAGUAAUUGGAAGUGAAGCUUCCCACCCAGAUGCAGACUAGUUGGUGGCUAAUGUUCCUAUUUAACAGGCAGAACUUAGCUGGUCAGUCUUUGAAUGUAGGACUCCAAUAAUUAUGGAUUUCACAUUGCUUUGGAAGGCAGAGUUCAGGAGCCUCUUCAUUGGCUCUUCCCCAGUCAAAACAUUAUUGGGGGGGGGGUCUUUUUCCCAGAAAGCACAGCAGCCUUCCCUAUGAAUUGCAUCUUUUCACUCUUAAUUUAUGUGAUAUAUGUAAGUGUGUUUAUAUAAUGUACAUAGAUAUCUAUUUUUUUCAUAACUAAAGUUGUGUGAUUGUAUCAGGAAGCACUGGGCAUUUUCAGAACCGAUGAUUGUUGUUGCUAAUAUUCAGCUGGGCUGAACGAAAAAGGAAAUCUUUUAUUUUGAAAUCAAAGUGUUUGUAGGGUGUUGUACUCGCUCAGUGACUCCAGGAGAGCCCUGCGUGAUGUACAGGCCUCCUGCUUUUUAAUAAUAAUUAACCAAUAAAUCAUUGUUUGUUGGUUUUUAA